AUUCCCUCAAACACAGACACAUCAGACAUGGGCAAGAUCGUCUUUUACGAGGACAGGAACUUCCAGGGUCGCUCCUAUGAGUGCAUGAGCGACUGCUCUGACAUGUCCUCUUACCUGAGCAGGUGUAGCUCCUGCAGGGUGGAGAGUGGCUGCUUCAUGGUCUACGACCGCCCCAACUACAUGGGCAACCAGUUCUUCCUAAGAAGGGGCGAGUACGCAGACUACAUGUCUCUGGGAAUGAGUGACUCUAUCCGAUCCUGCCGCUUAAUCCCUCAGCACCGAGGUUCGUACAGGAUGAGGAUCUAUGAGAGGGAGAACUUCCAGGGCCAGAUGCAUGAGCUGAUGGACGACUGCGACAACAUGAUGGACCGCUACCGCAUGUCCGACUGCCAGUCCUGCAACGUGAUGGACGGCCACUGGCUGAUGUACGAGCAGCCCCACUACAGAGGCAGGAUGAUGUACAUGAGGCCCGGCGAGUACAGGAGCUUCAGGGAGAUGGGAUACAGCGGCAUGAGAUUCAGCUCCACCAGGCGCAUCAUGGAUUCCUGCUGAAGCAGAGUGCAGAAAUGUUCUGCUGAAUAAAGUGAAACAUGAA
Molecule: messenger RNA, 595 nt
Organism: Mugil cephalus (flathead mullet)
Lineage: Eukaryota; Metazoa; Chordata; Actinopteri; Mugiliformes; Mugilidae
Product: gamma-crystallin M3
Exons: 3
Coding region: 28-552 (174 amino acids)
Biological process (GO): lens development in camera-type eye; visual perception
Molecular function (GO): structural constituent of eye lens
Source: RefSeq, a predicted model, not a curated record